AUGCUGGCUCUGAGGCUCGUCGCCCGCCGCUAUUCUGGCAACAAACUGUGGCUCGACGACCUGUUCCAGAUACUGGGAGCCAUUGUGAUGAUACCUCUUCUCGCGCUCGCCAUCAUGGUCAGCAUUCAUGGGCUAGGGAAGCAUGUUUACGACAUCGAAUUCAAGAAUUCAUAUACAGACGUCUUCAAAUACUAUUAUCUCACGGAAGUCAUGUACCACGUCCACAGCACCCUCAUCAAGCUUUGCAUGCUGUUCCUCUACCUCCGCAUUUUCCCUGAUAGACUCACAAAAGGCCUGGUCUAUGGCGGUAUCUCUUUCCUGGUGGUGUCACAGGUCAUCGUGACCUUCUUCACGAUCUUCCAAUGCAAACCAAUACAAGCGGUCUACGACUUCGACAUCAAGCAGAAGCAGUGCCUUAGCAUCACCGACAUCGCUGCCUCGGGGACGGCCUUCAACAUCGCGGCCGAGCUGGUGAUCUUCUUCAUCCCGAUCCCCGUCGUCAGCUCCCUACAGAUGAGCAAGGCCAAGAAGAUCGGGAUCCUCUUCUUGUUCAGCGUCGGACUUGUCACAAUCGGCGUUGCCUGCGUCCGCGCCCCGACGCUCACCGCGCUCAGCGACCAGCGCGACAUCACCCGGAGCCUCGCGCCCACCUUCGUCUGGUCGUGCGCCGAGCUGACGGCCAGCAACGUCGUCGUGACGCUGCCAGCCGUGAGCCAGUUCCUGCACGCAGGCCUCAGCAGGGUCACGAGCAGCGUGCAGUCCUGGGUCAGGAAGACGGAGAAGACGGCGGUUGGCACACGCAUCUUCGGGCCCAUGACCCGCAGGCUCAAGGGCAGGGGCAAGACACUGCCGCAUCGCCUCGACACCAUGGCCAGCUUCGACUCGCUGGGACCUAUCACGCUGACAACGGUUGUCAAUCCUACUGGUGGGGGUGAUGAGAAGUGGAGGUAA
Diaporthe batatas is the source of this 951-nucleotide messenger RNA. RefSeq lists its product as uncharacterized. The coding region runs from base 1 to 951 and encodes 316 amino acids. The transcript has 5 exons. NCBI's taxonomy places the organism in Eukaryota, Fungi, Ascomycota, Sordariomycetes, Diaporthales, Diaporthaceae. The record is from RefSeq and is a predicted model, not a curated record.